CCGAGCGUACGUCUCCUUCCCGCCAUUUCUCAUAAAAACGGACAAUAAUUUUGAAAUCCGAAUACCGACUUCCAUUUUCGAACGCGCGUCAGAUAUGAACUUUUGACGUGGAUUAUUUUUUUUAAGACACAGACAAUAAUUCAGUCUUCCUUGUCGUUGAUUUUUGGACUUUUUGGACGAUUUAUUGUAAUUUAUUGACGCCGCGUAUUUUUUUAUUGCAAGGAGAGUAUUUGUGGCAUCAGGUGGGCGAGUAACUGCUGCUAACAGCAUGUGGUCCCUGUGGCGCGCUUGGAGCGUGUUGGCGUGCGCUUGCGCAGUGGCGGCGCAGCGUAUAGAUCAGGACGCCAUCAUGUCGCCGCGUCCGGCCCGUCUGCGGGAUAUGCGGCAAGACACCAAGACCGACGAACCGACUUGCGAUCAACUUAAGGCUAUGUGGAGAUUCUCAAAGCGGCAAGCUCGAGCGCCAGAAAUCAUGAAUGAAGUCAAUUCAUACCGUGAUCCGUUAAUGUACAACGAAUGGCCUGUAUACACUGCGAUACCCAGAGCCGCCCCCAGGUUCAGAUACCGGUUCCCGGCGCUACCCCGUGAAGAAUUUGGCAGAGUCAUAACUAAAGCACCUGCCAACGUCGUUCGCACUCCAGAUUAUGAUGAGAUGUUCGGCAUGCUGAACGUGCCCCAUACAUCGGGUAAGAUCCUGCGAUACCCUGGCCCGUCACGUCCUCGAGGACCUAACUUCAUGGUACCGCCACAGCGAGACAGGUUUGAAGCUCUGAAGAAAAUGAUUCGUCAGGAACAUGUACUUGAGCUGCAAAGAAAAUACGAAGCUGAACAAAAGCAAGAACUCAAGGACCUAACUUCUGGACGAGGUGAUGACUACGUGUACGGAUCAUAUGGUGAACAGGAACCCCGAGGCUUGCAGCCACUGCAGAUGGAGUACCCUGCCGAUGAACCAACUUCUAGGCACAGCAAGAAGCCACCGGCUGGUAGUCGCCAGAUCUCGCAGUUCUCGCGCUACUCCGACGUGAUACUGCCACCGGCCCGCCGCGCUAUCUACCACCCCUACUUAGAGUAUGCAGCCCCCGAAUUCGUCCCCUACUACUGAACACUCUCCGGGCACUCGGACCCACAGGACGAACCAACGUUCUAGAACAUUCUACUGCAGGGAUUAUCUCCCUUAUUGUACAAAACACUUUAUGGGCUUUAAAUCCAAAUAUCAGUAUUAAAAUGUCAUAUCGAAAGCAUAUCUUUAACGCUUUCGCUUAGACGACCCUCGUCACUUAAGAUGCGAGCUUUCUCUGCAUUAUCUUUCAAUAUUUUUAUAUUUAUAAACCGAAGUUUUUCGAUGUAGAUAUGCGAUCUCUGAAUUUUAAUAUACCCCUUUUGAAUAAUCGCAUUGUAUUUUUCGAUAGGUUUAAGGAUUUAGGAGGAUUUCUUCUUGGAAUGUUCGAGUCCCUAGGUCGAACGGACAUGAUAAUGUUAUACGGUACUUCCGAUAUUGACAAUAAAUACAUUAUAUAUACGAUUCGAGCAAUUAUCUUAUUGCCGUCAAUUCCAUAUAAGUAAAUCGUGACAAUAAAAUGUUUAAAAAAAGUAAUCUGACAAUAAUCUGUAUGGAUGUUUACAAUUUGAUGUUUAGUAGAGUUAUAAGCGUGACAAGGAAAUAUUCCAUUUAUAUAUUUAGGAUCUUAAUAAUCGAAUAUGAUUAUAUAACUUGGUGGCUAGCCAGUUGGAAGUUAUUAUCUGCUUUUCGCUUCGAUUCGACUUUAUUGAAAUUUUGAUCGCAACAUUUAUUAAAUAACAAAGAAUAUUCGCGUAUUUCUUUCUUAAUGAAAAAAGUUUUUAUUAAUACUAUGAGGUACAGUCCGAGCCCGACGACCUCAAGAGAAUCGAAGCGGAAAAUAUUCUUCUAGCUUCGUCCUUCAAAGGAAUAGUUUUACUACCCUUCACUUGCUCAUACUCUGUACUCUAUGUGUUAGAACAAUACAUUAUUGGUAAUCAGUAUUAUUACUUUUAUAUUUGUAUUAUUUUAGCAGUUGACUGCCAUAUGAUGGACAUUUUCUGCUAUUUAAGUUUAAUUUCUGUUUAAGUAUUUGAAAGCUAAUACAUAGUAACAAUGAAGAUACUUAAUCUUGUGACCUAUAUAUGUUUUCUCCAAAAUAGUUGAUAAUUGUUGUGAUUAGUCGCUAAGUAUAUGGUUACCAUGUAUUAUAUAUCAAAAGCCUUCAAGACGGCUAGGUGGGCUUCGGCUGUGCGGGCAGACAAUACUACGUUAUACUUCGAGUGAUACGAAUGGUAGCGCAACCGAGUCCCGGCAGAAAAAUGCUUUAACUACAUUUAAAUGUUUCAUGUUUAUUGUAAUACAUAGUUAAUUGUAAAUUAGUAAUGCGCCGCUCGCGGCUUAUUUAAUAUUUGUGUACUAAUGGAUCUUAAUAUAGGAACGAAGCAGCCGCAGAUGGAUGGCCCGAGCACCUUCUGUUCAAUGAGUACACCAUCCAUGGUCUCCACUAUAUCCCACGUGAAGAACAACUUGUCUACAAACCUUUGCAGAUAUCCUAACUGUGUAAUUUAAUCGGAAUCGCACUGAAAGUGAAGGCUGUAAUUCUAAGGAAGUUGUUACCUAUUUGUGUACUAUAUAUAUUAUUAUAUCUAAUCAACUAUCGACAUAUAAGUAUCGACAAUGAGUCGACAUAAACUCACAGACUAUAAAAUUUGGCUUUAAAAUUAUAUUACACGUCAUAUAUUGUGGCUUUAAGAAGUCAAUGAAUUCAUUAAUCUUCUAUGUAUUACGUGGCCCGUCUUACGACGGCCUGUAUCCUACAUGUUACGAUUUAGCGAGAUAUCUAUACAUAUUUUUAUUUAUAUUAUAUAUAAUUUUCUAAC
This is a messenger RNA of Spodoptera litura, 2880 nucleotides long. RefSeq lists its product as uncharacterized. Lineage: Eukaryota; Metazoa; Arthropoda; Insecta; Lepidoptera; Noctuidae. The record is from RefSeq and is a predicted model, not a curated record.